UUUCAGUUUUCUCUUCUACGUCGAACAGGGAAAAUCAAAUAAAAAUCGAUUAUUUACUUCUUGAGAUUAAAAUUUUCCACAGAGAGUUAAGAAGAAGUUUGAGGCUUGUUUACAACGAUGACUGACACUGGAAAUUAUUGUGAUGAUUUUAAGUGACAUGAGUAGUUAAUGAGGAUUAUUUAAAUUACUUGUGAACAUUUAAAUAAGAUUAAGUUUGAGAAGAAUCGACAUAAUGGAUGACAAUGAAAGCAAAUCAAAUAUUCGUGAUUUAAUCAGUGCAUCGUUAAUAGCUCCCGACAAACGUAAAUGUGAUGACAACAAUGACAAUAUUGCGACUAAAACUGACAUGGAACAGCCAUCUUCAAAGGAUGAAGAAACUAACGAGGAGAACACUGACACGAAUAAAAUUAAACCCAAACAAAUGGUUGGACUUUUCCCUCUCGAUCUUCGAUCGGAAUUGAAACUGCGUGUUGGUGGUGGCAAAGCUGGAUUUAGUCUUAAAAAAUCGACAACAAAUGUUGACAUCUUCGAUAAAAAGCCCAAAAGUGAUCCAAUUCCUAUAAAAUUACCUGAAGCAAAGAUCAACCGUCCAAGUGACUUAUUGAAGUCACUUCAAGAGAAACAAAGUCAGAAGACGGUCGCAAAAGAUGACAGCGAUGAUGAGGGUGGACAAGAAAAUCUUUCAUUUAAAGAAAAGCUUCAACUUAUUGAACGAAGUAGCAGCAAAAAUCUUAUUACUCCUUUUUCAGUACAGCAACAAUCGCUUGCGAAGAGCAAAAGCUAUUCAGUUGUGCCACAAAAAUCGACAGAAGCAUUGAGGGAACGAUUGAAACGAUUGAAUGAUUUAGAGAAUAAAAGUAACACGAGUAUCGAUCAAACUUCAUCUGACGAGGACAACGAGAAGAUGAGCGGAUCAAUCGCUGAACGUUUAGCGCUUCUUAAAAGUAAUGGUGAAAAUAAUUGGCGUAAACGUGUCACAAAGAAAGAAGUUUUGAGUGAUGAUAUCAAACGUGAAAGUUUAGUUGGAGAAAUUUUAUCAGCAACAAAAGAGAAAGAAAAUGAAUUUUCAAAGGCACCAAUUCGUCAAGUGAAAUCAGUUGAAGGUGGAAAUAUUCUUGAUCGUCUUGAACAGAUCAAAACAAACUCUGAAAAAUGGAAAAAUCGAAUUGAACCAACUGAUGCGAAUAACUUCAAGAUAUCAAACGACAGUGUUGAUGAUCCACCAGAACUUCCUUUUAUAAGAGAAGAGUCUCGAAAAUGUCCACCAAUGAAGUCCUUCAAGUCCGAUAAAGUUCAAUCAUUUAAAUUAUCAAAAAGUACGUCGACGACUUUUGGAUCACCGAAAGUGACCUCAAAUCAUAAAACUUUCACUCGUUCAGCAAGUGUUCAAGAAGAUUCUUCUUCACCAGCGCCAAUUCUUCGAGGUCUGAAAGUUCAAUUGCCAACUUUAGAUCAAGGAAUUGAAAGUUUCUUUCCGAAAGUGAGUGAAAGUGUUGAAGAGUCGGUCGACAUUACCGACUUUGAUGACAUAAAAAGCGAGUCUCGAAUGUUGUCAACAAGGAAAGUGACACAAGGUCCGAAACGACGUCGUCCAGCAAAUGCCAUGAGAGUCUUAGCACAUCUUAGAACUGAUAAGAUCACCGAAUACACUGAAAUGGUUCCCGACUCACCAUCGCCAACAAGCGAAUCCAAAGAUAGAAAGAAAAGCAAAUUCACUGCCGAAGCUCUCGCUGGUCUUGCAUCUGUCGAAGACUUCACAAACAUCUCUCUAAAGUCGAGUUCAGAUCCACUCACCGUCACACAUUUACCAUACAAAAACGAUUCACCGAUGUUGAUUCACAUCAAAGGACGUCGUCACGUUCAAUGUCGUUUGGUUGAUGCAAAAUUCUCAAAUCUCAAUGACGGCGACUGUUUUGUACUCGUCACUAAUGACAAACUCUUCAGUUUCAUCGGUAAAUUUGCCAAUGUCAUUGAGACGAAAGUUUGUAAAGAUUUUUGUACUUCGAUACUUCGUGAUAAAGAUCUUGGAUGUAAUGCCAACAUGUUGAUGUCAAUCACGGAGAAGAAUCUUGACGGUUACAAUGGAAAGAUUUUCUGUAAAAUUCUUGAGCGAGAUGAAGAUGAGUUGUUAACAUCUGCUGGUCACUCAGAUGAAGAUGAACUCAUUGAAUCGUGUUUGCAAGAGACAAACAUGGCUUACGAGUUUAUCAAUGAUGAAUUGGUUCCCAUUGAAGACUUCUGGGGACAACCGAUGACAAUUUCAAUCGUAAAUUCAAAGAAAAUUCUUGUUUUUGAUUUCGGAUCGGAAAUGUACGUUUGGAAUGGAAAGAAUGCAUUGCCGGACUCGAAGAAGAUUGCUUUAAUGUUAGCAGAAGAGAUGUUUGAAGAUGCUUUUGAUUAUAAAAUGUGCCAUUCAAAUCCACUCGACUUUUCAUCACUUUGCGGUCAUCGAAGAAGUAAAGAGAGAAAGAUGAAAAGCGCUGGAAUUAAGCGAGCGGAAUUCUCACUUCUUGGUCGUGUUAAUCAAAAUAUGGAAACGAUUUUAUUCCGACAAAAGUUCACUGAUUGGCCUGACAUUAAAAUCAGCAUCAAAAAUGGAAUUCCUCAUGUCGAUUGCAAUGAAAUUAUGCAAAUUGAUGGCAAUUAUUUACAUCGCAGUUGGAAUUAUGACGAACCGAAUCUUGUACUUGAAAAUUCGAAUCUUGGACGUGGACAUUUUUACUACGAUGAUGAUACGCGAAGACAUUUCGAGAUAAUCAACGUGUCAGUUAAUAAAUGGCAUGCAAGUGCAAGUGAAGGCAAUCAAGAACUUCCAAUUGAAGAUUUCUGUCACUUCUAUUCGACGGAAUCACACACAACGCGUUGGGUUUAUCAAAUAUCAAUAACUGUGAGGGAGUUGAGUGGAAAAGUGUCAAAUCGAAGCACUGUUGGACGUGAUAGAACCGCUUACUUCAAUUGGCAAGGAUGUGAUGCAUCAGCAAGUGAACGUGGAACGUCAACACUUCAUAUGGUCGAAUUAGAUAAAGAAAAAGGCUCACAAAUGAUCAUUCAACAGUUUCAAGAGAUUCCCGCAUUUGUUCGUCUCUUCAAAGUGAUGUUCAUUCAUAAGAAACGAAGUGACGAGUCACGUUACGAUUCAUGGCGAAUGUAUUUGAUUCAUGGAAGUGAUCAAAAUGAGACAAUCGUUUAUGAAGUUUCAUGUGAAAUGAAACAAUUAAGAUCAAGAGCUUGCAUGCUUUUGAUUCAUGGACAAAAUGGUCAACUUGUAUUGUGGAAAGGAUCGAAGACAACCGAGCAACAACAAAAGAUUGCUCUCAAUGUUUGUUCGAAGAUUUGUGGAAAGAAAUAUCGCGAGUUUUAUGCAACUGAACGUAUAAGAUUGCGUGAACAUGAUGAAGGAGAAGAAAGUGAAGAUUUCUUCAAAGCUUUCGAUGAUGAAAGUUCUUUUGACGAUGAAAGAGAGAUUUACAACAGUUUAAUUGAUCGUUCAGAAUCGUUUGACUUUACACCGCGAAUGUAUGAAUUGACGAGUACAAAUGGAAGCUUUGAAGCAAUUGAAGUUGUACCAGGAUUGAGAUCGAAAGAUUGUCAUUUAGCUUUUCCUUUUGUUCAGCAAGAUCUUUAUAACGCUCGUCAACCGACACUUUUCAUUGUUGACAAUGGAUAUUCAAUUUAUUUAUGGCAAGGUUGGUGGCCGAAAGUCGAAGACGAUCAUGAUGAAGUUGACGAUGUUAAUAAUGUCGAGAAUCGUGCUGGUGAGAAUCGAUGGCAUUUAGAACGGUGUGAAGCGAUGCAAACGACGAUUGAUUAUUGGAAAGCAAAGUGUGGUCACGAUGAAACUUAUCGGAAAGAUGCUUUCAUUGUUACUGCCGGUUUUGAACCGAUUGAGUUUCAAACAAUUUUUCCCGAGUGGAAAAUUCACGACGAUGUCGUUGAGAUGAACAGUCAGAAUCCAACCAAAAAUAUGAUGCAACUUGAUGAAUAUUUGUUGCGAUUUCAACAAAGCGUUUAUCCACUUGACGUGCUGCUUAAACGACCACUUCCUGAAUAUGUUAAUGCGACGAAAUUGGAAAUGUACCUGAGUGAUGAUGACUUUGAAAAGACGCUUGGAAUGGAUAAAAAUGAAUGGAAGAAAUUACCAGCAUGGAAGAAAACUAAUCUUAGAAAGGAAGUUGGUUUGUUUUAAUUAAUUUCAUGCUGCUUUAAACAACCACAAACAUAUAUCAAAUAAGACUUAAUCACUCACCAUUGAUGAGUAGAAUUAUAUAAUUGGAAAUUGAUGAAAUUCAUCAACAUCUUGCACAAUGCUUAAAAGAAAAAAAGAUUGAAUCAGUGCCUGUUGUGUUUACCAACAUUUAUCCAACGAAAUUUAAAUUAAAAUCAACAUUUUAUAAGCAAUUCCUACACGACAAUUUUUGAUGACAAUUUUUCAUAACUUAACAAACAUUAAAAAUAAAUUCUUUGUAAUCAAUUUCUUAUUAGACGCAUUUAAUCAUUUUUCGAUGAGGUUUGGAAAGUUUUGAACUUUUUUGAUCACAAUUCAAUUUUUCUACUUAAAACAACUUGAAAGUUUUACUUAACUAGAUAAUUAUCUAAGGCAAUGAUUGUUCGUUCACAUUUUAUUCGAAUACCUUUUUUAGAUUCUCAAUUUUAUUCUAAAUUAUUUAACUCUCAAUCAUAUCAAAAAAUCAUAUAAAAGCAUACAAAGUGCCUGUUUAAGGCUUUUAACAUUCGAUUUUAAUAAAACUUUAAUAUCACUUUGAUUGUCGUAAGCUCGAGACUUAAAAGCAUUGAAAUGAUUUCAAUAUUUUAUAGCGUGAUAAUAAAUAUUUCAAAGCAUGAUAUUUACACCAAUCAUUAAAUUGCGAGUCAUGAAAGGUUGAUAACAUUAACGUAAAUCCUAUAAAUUUGUAUGCCAGCCAAUAUGUUUAAUUAAAUUAUAUUGUUUUAAAAAGGCGAGUUUUUGUUUUGGAAAUUUACUCAAAAUCUUUGUAAGAUUAAUUAUGUAAUUGAAAAAUCCUAAUUUUAUAAUUAAAAAUAAACUAAGAGUGAAACAAAAAA
Messenger RNA from Clunio marinus, 5061 nucleotides. The record is from the annotation of a GenBank genome assembly. NCBI's taxonomy places the organism in Eukaryota, Metazoa, Arthropoda, Insecta, Diptera, Chironomidae.